This is a messenger RNA of Dibothriocephalus latus, 570 nucleotides long. The record is from the annotation of a GenBank genome assembly. NCBI's taxonomy places the organism in Eukaryota, Metazoa, Platyhelminthes, Cestoda, Diphyllobothriidea, Diphyllobothriidae.
AUGCAGUAUCUAAACCUGCAACCCUAUGGGUCGGCUAAUCUUCUCGUUCCCAUGUUUACUCCCGUCUUUGCCUUCCUUACGGUGACGAUUAUCAGCUAUCUCGUUUGGCGCUGGUUCAACAGGCCGCAUUGUGUGGAUAUUCGCAACAGGCAUGUCCUAAUUACUGGAGGCUCAUCCGGUAUUGGAUUGGCCCUGGCUCGUGAGGCUGCAAAACGUGGAGCCUAUGUGACGAUUGUUGCUCGUAACAAGACUCGUCUUAGUAAGGCGAAAGAGGAGCUUUCUGAGUUUGCAGACGAUGCAUCCAAAAUCUCUACCCUCUCCAUGGACUUGUGUGGACCCUUCGAGGAGAUAAAGAAAUGUCUCGAAUCGAACAUAGGUAAUUCCAGUGUACGCCAAGGUCCCAUUUUGCGGUGUCAUGCUAUUUCCAGACUUUUGGUUUUAAAAGUUUCUUAUUAUGGAAUUUCCAUUCAAAUCGCCUCCUACUCGCUCGUUUAUUAUUACGGUAUUGUUUGGAGUACCCUAUACCCCGUGACUGUAUCCACUCGUACCGCGUACGUCAAUUCCCAAUGA